Molecule: messenger RNA, 10161 nt
Organism: Rattus norvegicus (Norway rat)
Lineage: Eukaryota; Metazoa; Chordata; Mammalia; Rodentia; Muridae
Source: RefSeq, a predicted model, not a curated record
CCUAAGGUUGCCCGACACAGGGGCCAUGUUGGGGGGGACACUGAGCAGCCCUUUGAAGCUUGGAAAUUUUGUGUGGUGCAUGAACUCCAAUCGCUUCUACGUCCUUCGACAUCUGUGUUACAGCAUAGUCUGGUGAUUGUUCAUAAGCAUGACCCUGAGUCAUAAGUUCCUGGGUUUGUUUCAUGGUCCUCCCACCUUGUUUCAGAGGGCAAAAGUAGGUUAAUCCAUGUUAGUGUUUCCACUGAAAACCCUCCUCCAUGUCUGGUGAUUAAUCAUUACCCUUAACCUUACCCCUAAAUAUUGACUUUAAAGUAGAAAUUUGGCUUACUUAAAAGUGACUCUUUAAUUCAGCAGAUGCACUUAAACAGCAUAGCGUUUUUAUUUACUGUUUAUUGAAGGUAUAGGCAGUGUCAUUCUUAGGAAAUAUAAAUUGUCAAUAGAAACUGUCCCUUGAGGAAUUGACAGUAGUAUGUAGUAGAGAAUAUUAGGUAUGAGAACAGUAAAAGCAACAAGAGAGUUAGCAUAGAGGGCUCUAGAGAAAGAGAUAACUGAGAAGCCAUUUUAGUUGUCCCAGUACUAGAGCUGGUUGAGGGCUGGAUUUACAGGUCUGAGAGAUUAGCCAAAGGGCAAAGGAAAGAAUUUUCUGCCAGAAGAGAGAUGGCUGGCAUCACCCAACCUAGGAAGGUGAUGAUUGGAGACAAGCAGGUGUGAGAAUGUGGAUCACGAGUACCAUACCAUGCAGGACAAGUGUGAUCAGAGAUGGAUCUGCUCAGAAGGAAGGGGCUGGAGCUUGAAGUCUGAGCAGAAAUAGGUAGAGUCAGUUCAAUUAUUAAUACAGCCACAAAAGCUCGGGAGAGGCUGAGAAAACACCCCAUGCUGGGUUCUACGAACUCUGGAGAGAUGAAGAUGAACAAGUCCAAGCCUCAGGUCUAGUGAGCUUUCUUUACGUGGUAGACACCUGCCAAGUCCGAUGCUAGGAAUCCAAAAGUGGAAAUGAAGGCUUUCCGGGGGAGCAAAUGGGGUCCUCUGAGGGGUUCACAUAUAAAAGCUGAUGCAUUGAAAUCACCGUGGGGUUACUGCAGAGGGAUGUGCAGAGGCAAGUGGCAAAAGCUUUAUAUUUCUAUCUGAAUCCUUCUGUACAAAGUGGCCAAGUAAAGGAGAGAUAAAAGAUACUUUUGGGUUUCAGAAACUGGAAGUGCAGAUUUGUGGGUUCGAUGGUAAGGGGUGCCACUGUCUUAGUUUGGGUUUUAGUGCUGUAAAGAAACACCACGACCAAGGCAACUUUUAUAAAGGAAAACAUUUAAUUGGGUCUGGCUUUCGGUUUCAGAGGUUUCAUUAUAAUCAUGAUGGGAAGUAUGGAAGCUUUAGACAUUCUACAUCUUGAUCUGAAGUCUCAGAAGGGGACUGUGUCCACAUGGGGAAUAGCCAGAGCAUAGGAGACCUCACUGCCUCCAUAGUGACACACUUACUCCAAAAAGGCCACACCUACUCCCUAUUCCAACAAGACCAUAGCUCCUAAUAGUGCCACUCCCUAUGAGCCAAGCAUUCAAACAUGCAAAUCUAUUGGGGCCAUUAAUAAUUUAGGGGAAAAAAAACCUAUAGUCUAAAACAGGUGAGUAAAGUGACCAGCUUUAUUUGGAGUAAGCAAUCAAAGAACUUUAUUUUUACUCCUUAAUUGGAGUAUAGAGUAAAAAUAAUCACAUUUAUUGUGUAGGAUUCCCAAUUUGGGCAUCAUGAGGAGUGCCAAAAGUAAGAAUGUAUUGACCCUUAAAGAGCUUGCAGUCCUGGUGGGACACAACAGCUAGCAUAUGUCAGGGAGUAAACAUGUGGCGCUGUGCCUGCUCUGUGUGACAACUGCUGUGCCUACUGUUGGUGGUAGGCAUUUGCUUUUUGCCAAGGGACUGCAGCCUAUGUUGGCCUUGAACUCAUAAUCCUCCUGCCUCAGUCUCCCAAGAACUGGCACUGUAGACAUGUGCCACACGAUGUAUUUUGCUUACUUGUUCUAAGCUUAAGUAACUUUAAGACUGUGUUUGUUUAGUUGGCGUGCUUUAAUGUAGUAUACAGACCAGUGACCUAAACAAUAGGAAUGCAUUUUCUCACAGUUACAGAAACUGAACAUUGGAGGUAACAGUGGUGUUGGUAGACCAGGUCUCUCCUGUGCCUCUUCUCUUGGCUUGUACAUAGUUUCCUCAUAGAAUCUUCCCUCUAUGCUUGUCUCUGAUUUAAUUCUUUGUUCAGAGACAUCACUUCUUUUUGGAUUAAGGUACAUUUUAACUUAAUUAGCUGUGUCUUAAAGACCUUUUUAAGGUACAGAAGUUAGAACUUCAAGAGACAAACUAGGAUGUUGGCUGGAAGUGUUUAGCCCUAAAAGAUUCCUAAAGGACUAGAACUUGAGCUGUGCUGCAAAAGGGGUUUGGCAAAAUCUGGAUGGUUCAGGUUGAGUGGGAGGAGGUCGGGUAGGCAGGUUGUGUCUCAGGAACAGAAAUAGGGAAAAGCCACAGUAGGUAAGAAUUUUAGGAGUAGUUUGAAUACAGGAGUCUAUAGAGGCGUAAAGCUUUUUUUUUUUUUUCUUUAAAUAGGUUUUGUAUUUUAGCCUGUUUUAUUUUUAACUAAGAGAGUCAGGGAUAGACCAAGGUGGUUCCUGAACUCCCUCUGCACUGCUGUGAACUACACCAGCUAUUACACCUCUGUCCCUAUGAAGACAUUUAACACAUUGAAAUUGACUUUAGGGUUUUCCUUAUCUCUAGACAGCAGGGCUUUGUCUGUUCUGAGUAUCCCCAUGUAAAGAAUGCAGUGUAUAUCUGAAGGGUCUCAUAUAUUUAACCAUGCCUUGCACUUGGAGAGGGCGAGUGAGCAAGCUGCAUUCAUGGAAGAUAGUGUGUGCUGGGGCACUAAUGGAAGCCUUGCUUGAGGAAUCUAGCAUGUGAAAGACAAGCAUGGAAGACAGGACAUGAGCACACAGUAUGCAGAAAUAAGCCAGAACAGAAACUGACUGGUUGAAAAGGGGAUUUAUUUUAAAAAUAAAAUAAAAAAUGCAUGAUCACUCUUGAGGUUUGAGGAAAAGCUUAAACUACAACCAAAACAAAACACCAAAAAAACCUUGGGACAGGAAUGACAAAACCAAACCACUUACAAGAAUGUACAAGUCAGCCUACACUGAGAUCAGUCAUUUGGCUCCACUCAACUAUUGCCUUUGUCUUCUCAUGAACCAUAGUCUAGGGAGAAAGUUUCUAGUUGGCCUGGCUUUGUUUGUAUGCCUACAACCAUCAGGUUGCACUUGCUAGGCAAGAGUAUUCUUCCAGACCAAUGCAGAGGGUCUCUGCAGAAGCAGCAGUGGCUGCUGGGUGGCCAGAGCAGACCAACGGAGGCUGCUUGUAUGCAGCAUAGCUAAGAGCCUAAACUGUGUUAAAGUGAAGUCAUCCUCCUGGCUGAGGCUGCCCCUGAACCAAAUUUGAACUAGAGAGAGGGAGGCUGAAAUGUGUUGAAAUGGAGUACAGUAACCUGACACCAUGAAGGAUUCCCCUAAGCCUGUCUAGCUUUGAAACCGGAGGCACUUUAGAGAAUUUUGGGAUGUCUGCAGUGUUACCAGGUGAGUGAUGACAACACUGAAGCUCAGCCAACUUCCUGUCACCACGGAGUCACAUCAAGUGGAGAGAGUGUGAGCCUAAGGAUGAGUUGUGUAUGUAGUUAAAUGUUGGAUGUUCAUGUGCAUCCCUCUAGUUCCAGGGUCAUGGUAGGUCAUGUGGGCAUGCUUCACCAUUGCAAAGGGCAGUGUUCCUAGAGCUUAGCUGUAGGUUAGUAAAGGGACAGUUCCCACAGAGCUAUUAGUGUGCAUGUUUGGACUAGUCCUAGAGCCUAACUCUUUUGUAAUGAUCUUUUGCUGUGGCACCAGUCUCUUAAAUUGAAAUAGGGGAGAUUGUUUUGAAUCCUUUCAUCUCCUUCUCACCUUCCCUUCAUAGUAUCCUGUGGAGUUUGUGACUGUGUGCUUCCCUUUCUUAUGCAUCUGUCUCCAGAAUACUCUAUUCCAAAAUUGCCCACCUUCCUUAAACUCCAAAGUCCCUCAUCCAAGUAACGUAAGGAUGGAAAUGCUUGGGUUGAAUUAACUUAUAUUAAGAUAUAUUAAGAUUUGUCUCACCUCAGCAUCUAGUGUGUCAUAGGCAUUUGUGUGAUGGCAUGGAGAAAUUUCAUUGAGUCCAGCUGUGUGGAACUUUAGGAAAUUGACUUGAGGCCAGGGCAAGCUUCAAAAGAUUUUAAUCUGGGCCAUAUAAAAUUCCUGGAAGUUCUGGAUCUUUUUAACAGCAAUAUCAAGUGAAUCCCAAGCCUUCCCUGAUUCCCACCAGUCACUCACUCAUCCACCCUACCAGCUCCUGACCACAUUGAUAGCCUGCUGACAGCAGUGUUCUUCCACACUCUGUGCCUUCUUUAUCACAUUGUUGUCUGCCCAGUCACAGGAAUGUGAGGUGCAGGAGAACAGGAAGCCAGCCAACGAGCUCACCUCCCAUCAUCAGCACCUCUUAUGAUGCACAGUGUACAGCGGGCUCACAAACACUCGGGAGAGGAAGAGAGAAGAAAGAUGUGUGCUUGCCAGGCCUUUGUGGAAUACAAAUGGUGAUGGCCUCACCUCUUCUUUCAGAUAAACUGCAGAAUGGAGGGACUACUGCAUUACAUCAACCCAGCACAUGCCAUCUCUCUGCUCAGUGCCCUCAAUGAGGAGCGCCUCAAGGGACAGCUGUGUGACGUGCUCCUGAUUGUUGGAGACCAGAAGUUCCGAGCUCAUAAGAACGUCUUGGCUGCCAGCAGUGAGUACUUCCAGAGUUUAUUCACGAAUAAGGAGAACGAGGCUCAGACUGUCUUUCAGCUGGACUUCUGUGAGCCUGAUGCUUUUGACAACGUUCUGAACUACAUUUACUCUUCUUCCCUCUUUGUGGAGAAGGGCAGCCUUGCUGCUGUGCAGGAGCUGGGGUAUAGCCUUGGUAUCUCCUUCCUGACCAACAUCGUUGCCAAAGCCCCUCAGGCUCCUUUUCCAGCCUGUCCCAACAGGAAAAGAGUGCCAGUGGAAGAUGAUGAAACCACCUCUCAAAAGCGAAGUGUCAUUGUAUGUCAGGGCAGGAGCGAAGUGCCAGGGAAAGCCAGUGGUCCAGCCAUGCAGGACCUUAGCCAUGCUGCCCGAGCCUCCCCCAGUGGUUCAGUCAAGACCAGCACCAGUAAGCCACAUGUGGCCAAGCCACCAGAGCAGCUUCAUAGUCUGUCCUUAACUGAAAAGAGCUGGACAAAGGAGAGUGCUGCAGUCUAUGCAAAGUCUCUGGAACAGCCUGGGGCUUUGGAUGAUCCUAAUAGGGGCAGUUUGGUAAAGAGAACUACAGUCCUGCCCCCAAAGCCUUCACAGGACAGAGAGGCCACAGAUGAUAAACCAGGGGUGAGCAGCCAGCUUCCCAAGGGGAAAGCUAUAGAACUGGCACUGAAGAGACCACGGCCCCCCGUUCUGUCUCUUCAUAGCUCAUCAGAGACUCCAUAUCUCUUAAAAGAAACUAGCAAAGGAGGCGGUCAGGGGGAGGAUAGGAACUUGCUCUACUACUCUAAGCUAGGGCUGGUGGUCCCAUCUGGUGGUCCUGCUUCUGCAAACCAGAGCAUUGACAGAAGUGGCCCACUAGUGAAAAGCCUCCUCAGGCGGUCACUAUCUAUGGACAGCCAGGUUCCUGUUUACUCCCCCUCCUUAGAUUUGAAGUCAUCCCAGGGAUCAUCCUCAGCGGCAAAUGAGGCACCGGGCAGUGUGUUCUGUGCGAUGUCUCAAAAGUCAUCCUUAAAAGAUUGCAGUGAAAAAAAAGUCCUGGAUGACAGGCCUCAAGUGCUCCAGCCUCAUCGCCUCAGGUCCUUUAGUGCUUCUCAGUCGACAGACAGGGAGGAGGCCUCCCCUGUGACUGAGGUACGCAUUAAGACGGAGCCCAGCAGCCCACUUUCGGACCCCUCAGACAUCAUCCGGGUCACUGUGGGAGGAGAUGCAGCAGCAGCAGCCGCCACGAGAGAGCUGCCCCUCAAAACAGAGGAAGACCAGAGAGAUAUGAGCAGACUCCCGGCAAAGAGAAGGUUCCAGACAGACAGAAGGUCACCCUUGAAGAAGCCAAAGGCAAAUGAACACGGGCCUGCUGUCUCAGAAGAGAACUGUGAAGAGGGCAGGAGCCCUCCUUCCCUUGACAGCAACUUCCCAGAUUCUGACUUAAACAGAGAGGAGUUUGGUGAGUUGGAGGGGACGAGACCAAACAAAAAAUUUAAAUGCAAACAUUGCCUUAAGAUUUUUAGAUCAACCGCGGGUCUUCACCGCCAUGUUAACAUGUACCAUAACCCCGAGAAGCCUUACGCUUGUGACAUCUGUCACAAGAGGUUUCAUACCAACUUCAAAGUGUGGACACACUGUCAGACCCAACACGGCAUAGUGAAGAACCCAUCGCCAGCCUCUAGUUCCCAUGCAGUUUUGGAUGAGAAAUUCCAAAGAAAGCUGAUUGACAUAGUGAGAGAGAGGGAGAUUAAGAAGGCCCUGAUCAUUAAGCUGAGGCGCAGCAAGCCUGGCUUCCAGGGACAGAGUAGCUCCCCAGCACAGCAAGUCAUCAAGAGGAACUUGCGCUCCCGAGCCAAAGGGGCCUACAUUUGUGCCUACUGUGGCAAGGCAUACCGCUUUCUCUCUCAGUUUAAGCAGCACAUAAAGAUGCACCCGGGAGAGAGGCCCCUCGGAGUAAGCAGAGCUGCUAAGCCAAAAGCACGCGCGGUAGAGAGCAAGGAGGUUUACCCGUGCCGCCUCUGUAAUGCUAAGCUCUCUUCUCUUCUAGAGCAAGGCAACCACGAGCGCUUGUGCCGGAACGCCACCGUUUGCCCUUACUGCAGCCUCAGGUUCUUCUCCCCCGCGCUGAAGCAGGAACAUGAGGACAGGUGUGAGUACAAAAAGCUGACUUGCCUGGAGUGCAUGCGCACCUUCAAGUCCUCCUUCAGCAUCUGGCGGCACCAGGUGGAAGUGCAUAACCAGAACAACAUGGCUUUAGCAGAGAACUUCUCCAUGCCCACCCUGGACCACAACGGUGAAGUGGCAGCUGCUUCCAGGCCUCAGACUGAGCCCAGCAAGGUAAACCAUGUGGCCACUCCGAAAGAGGAUACGGCAUUUAGCGACUCUUCAGAACAAGUGAACUUCGAUUCUGAGGAUUCCUCCUGCCUCCCUGAAGACUUGAGUCUUUCAAAGCAACUGAAAGUCCAAGUCAAAGAGGAGCCUGUGGAGGAGGCUGAGGAGGAGGCUCCUGAGGUUAGCGCAGCUCCCAGGGAGGCCGGCCCCAGCAAGGAGGCCGGCCUAUGGCCCUGUGAGAAAUGCGGAAAGAUGUUCACGGCACACAAGCAGCUGGAGCGGCACCAGGAGCUGCUGUGUUCCGUGAAGCCCUUCAUCUGCCACGUAUGCCACAAAGCCUUCCGUACCAACUUCCGGCUCUGGAGUCACUUCCAGUCCCACAUGUCUCAGGCUACAGAGGAGCCUGUGCAGAAAGAGCCUGAGGUGUGUCCUGUGCCCACAAACUCCCCCUCACCACCACCUCUGCCACCUCCACCACCCUUGCCCAAGAUUCAGCCCCUGGAGCCCGACAGCCCCACAGGCCUGCCUGAGAACCCAGCCCCAGCUACAGAGAAGCUCUUUGCACCCCAGGAGUCAGAUACCCUAUUCUACCACGCCCCGCCCCUUUCAGCAAUCACAUUUAAGAGACAGUUCAUGUGCAAGCUCUGCCACAGGACAUUCAAGACGGCCUUCAGCCUUUGGAGUCAUGAGCAGACACACAAUUAAAGGGCCUCCCCUUCACCUGUCGCAAAGCAGCAGGCCCUCAGCUUGUGAACUGUGUCCUAAGACAGAAUAUUUGAUAAAAAUAAUAAAGGUUGGAAAUUUUUAUGUUUGAAUUUAAGUUUGGGAUGAAUUACUAUUGGCUAGGAAUGACCUCACAGUUUUCUGGACCUCAGCAGCAGGGGUUGGAUUCUAUUACUCUUGAAGUUGGGUUAAUGUUGGUGAUUAAGGUUUUUGGUUUCUGGGUAGUGGGAUGCUGGGAAGAGGUUUUUUUUGGUUUUGGUUUUGGGUUUGUUUUUGUUUUCUGAUUAUUGCAGACACCUAAGUUUGAGGUAACCCUUAGCCAUGUUUUUAAGGCCAAAAACAUACAAGGAAGAAGAGGAGUCAUUUGCAGUAUUGAGUCAGAUUUUAGAAUACUUUAGCAAUAAGAAAAGCCAAGCCCCAACUUUAGUAAAUUAUCCUGACACUUGAUAAGAAAAAUAAUUGGUAUUUUGUGGUCCUAGGAAACUUUCUUUUUGUACGAAAAUUGUGAGAAUUUAAAUCAGCAAUAGUCACACUUAGAUUUUUUUAUAAAAGAACGAUCUGUCAAUCACUCCAUAUAAUCAGUGAUGGUCACGUGCUAAGGGAGGCAGAGUAAUAGAAGCAAGUUUGUGGGGUGCUCUACAAUCGGCUGCAACAGGUUAGUUGUGAAAGCCGCUGAACUCUGGUAUGUUCUCUCCAUCAUAGCAUGGCUUUCGACUGGCGCUUUAGAACUGACAAUGUUCUCUGUCAGCUUGAAACUCAGGUGGCAUUGAGAUAAGCAGUGCUAGCAUGAGGUUAGCAGAGCACAGCCUUACCAUAUCCUAGACCACCAUUCACUCCAGAGGCUUCAAAGAUUGGAGGAAAUGCCAUGUUGCAGCUUCCAUGUGUUUUCCAAGAACCGUACACACAACAUAACAUUUUCUGCCUGCCUUUUGUGAGGACGUCUGUGGGGGUAUUGGAAUGGACACCAGUGAAAUUAUCACUACCCAAUAUGCAAAUGUGUAUUAAAGCACUAGCAAGGGUCCAAAAUUAGUUUUUACUACUUGACUUGGUACUUAGGGUUUGGGCUCCUCUUUUGUUUUUUCUUGUUCUGUUUUUGUUUUGUUCUAUGCAGGCUGUAAUUAAAUCUCUCCAUAGGCAGAAUCCAAAGUUCAGUGAAAUAUUUCAAAAGACAAAGGGAAGUUCACACCUGGGAAGGAAAUUAGGGGACACAAACUCUCUGUUCACUUUCGCUGCAAGCUGUUUCUUCCCAUUUAAGGUGCAUUCAACAGAGACACCGACUCAUCUACUCACCAGCAUUCCACACCCCUGGGAGCAAAGGCAAUCUUUAUAUUGAAACUUUUUUUUUUUAUAAAAUACUAACUGACUUUGUAUAUUAUAGAAGCUAUAUGUGGAAUUUUGCCUUUUAUCUUUUCACUUGAAAAAGCUAUCAAAAGUCCCUAAGUAUUCCUAUUUUAUUUCUUAAAAUUCAGCGAAGAAGGGAAAUAAAAUGAAGUUGCAGUUACUAAUUCUUGCCAUCUGCUUUCUUGAACUAUGCAUUUUAGAGAUAAACUAAAAGUGUCCACCAUUUAAUGAAUGAAGCUAGUGCCGGGCUAAGUAGCUGUCCACUGAACUCAUUUCCUGUGGUGAGUGAAUGGUCUCUCCUCAGAGUGUUACUACUUCUUUAAGGCCAUCUCCCUGCAUGGUCAUCUCCUGUGUAGCUACAGAGUGAUAACCUCCAAACCUGGCAUUGCCAGCUCAGUGCCCCAAGACUUGAACCUAUGCUACAUUUUUGAAGAUUUAUAAAAUAACAUUCUUGGAAAAAAAGAAAAAAAGUAUUUUUGAUCUAAAUACAGGCUCUGCAUAUGUUAGGUUUUACAAAUUACCAGUGUUUGUCACCUUUUUUUGUCUAGGAAGAAAACAUAAGAUUUCAAAUAAAAUUUUGAACCAAAAACAUUUAUAAUGCAGUUGUGGUUUUUCUAUUGCUUUUUAUACUGUAUCUUAAAAGACAUCAGGCUGCAAGAAUUUAUUUUGAUGUCAAACACUAUCCUUCCAUUCAUGUAACUAUUUUAAAUGCUAAGAAACAAAGUAAUAAAAAACAGUAGUCACUUUAUUCAGUAAACCGUUUUUUAGAGAAUGUUUAUCUCAGCAGGCAGAUGUUUAGUGCGAAAUAACUAGUCUUUCACCAUUGUAAAUCUUUAGAUAGUAAAGAUAUUCUUGUAAAUGUUUUUCUGAUUGUAUUAAUUUUUGCAAGUAUAGAGAGCUCAUUGUUUCUUGUAAUUAUUUAAGAUGCCUGUUUUUUUAUGCAGUUGUGGAAAGAAUGUAAACUUUUAAUAUAUUCUUUGUUAACAUGUGAA